GCUGGCCGGAAGUAGGAAGAGGAGUGGCGGCAGCGACGGCCGCGACGCCGGAGGUGGCUUUUUGGUCUCCGUGGUGCGGUUCAAAGGAGCGGCGGCUUCGCGGGCUUCGGAGAUGGCGGAGAAGUUUGACCACCUGGAGGAGCAUCUGGAGAAGUUCGUGGAGAACAUCCGUCAGCUCGGCAUUAUCGUCAGCGACUUCCAGCCCAGCAGCCAGGCGGGGCUCAACCAGAAGCUGAAUUUUAUCGUGACUGGCUUACAGGAUAUUGACAAGUGUCGACAGCAACUUCAUGAUAUUAGUGUCCCUUUAGAAGUUUUUGAAUAUAUUGAUCAAGGCCGCAAUCCACAACUAUACACCAAAGAAUGCUUAGAGAGGGCUCUAGCCAAAAAUGAACAAGUUAAAGGCAAAAUUGACACUAUGAAGAAAUUUAAAAGCUUGUUGAUUCAAGAGCUUUCUAAAGUUUUUCCAGAAGACAUGGCUAAGUACCGAAGUAUCCGAGGUGAAGAUCAUCCCCCCUCUUAAACAGUUUGCUUUCAUUGUGUCUGAAGAAGCCUGUUUACGACUUUCACUGAAUUGUCAUGCCUUUUUGAAAUGUUUGUCUGAGGUUGCAAUGCUUAAGAUGAAAGUGUUCUUGAAAUGUGAAUCUCGAACAGUUAUUUCAAGGCCUUUUUCCUCAAGACCUUUAUGUUUGAAAAGAACUCUCACUGGACAUUGGCACCUUCUCUUCGUUUUACAGGAUAUAUAUAACCAACUAUCAUUUCUCUUUCCAUGAAUGGUACUUCUUAGGACUAAAAUGAAAGUCUUUAUUAUCACGUGCCAGAGUAUUAAUGGUUCAUAAUCUCUUCAAUGUGAAUUGACAUUGGGUGGGGAAAUUGUACACAGGAAAAAAGGUCACUGUGAGAAAUAACUGUUAUUGUCAACUUGUUUUUUUACAUGGCCAAGCACAGUUAGGUGAAAGAUUUAAAAAUUUGACCUGAUGGUGGUUUUUUCCUUUGUGUACUUUCCAUUCCAUUUUUCAUUGUAAAAAAUUGGGGAUAUGUUGUAGAAGUGGCUUUUUUGUGAUUAGUGGUAUUUGUAUUUUGUACAGUUUAACUUUGAUGCGUAACUGAAGUUUUUAGCAGAACUAUAUUUACAUUUACUUCAGUUAAGCCAAGUAUAUAUAAUAAAAUAUUUCCAGAUACUUCAUUACCAAAUUCAUGUAAUUUUUACUUUAUAACAUGUCUACAGUCUAUAGUAUAGCAUUCUGUUUUAUAAGCAUUCAAUCCAUUUUUGACUUGUUUUAAUAAUAUUCCUAUAAUUUAUCUGAAAACAUUUCUCAAGGAUUUUUCUCUCUGCCUUUUAAUAUUCAGUCAACAUGCAACAACAAGAAGUCUAAAAUCCUAAUUUAUCCCCAUUACUACAUGUACUAACUUAUUUACUAUCAUAGGAAAUGGCUUAAAUAUUGACCAAGACAGUCUUAAAAGUAUACUGUUUUAGUGACUUAAAUUUUAUGUUGCAUAUGGAGAGAUAUGCUAGAAGUAGAAACUUAUGAUUAUCAUAGCAUAUGCUCCUUUAACUGCCAAAUUCCACCUUGAUGAUGUCUAUUGGAAAAAGGUUAAACAUCCAAAUGUACUGUCUUGUCAGUAGACUGUCAAAGCAGAAAGCAAUGUUUUAGCUAGCCAAAUCUCAUAUCACAUUCACAUUUUUCUAAAGCAGCUUAUCACUUAACUAGGUUAGAGUGAUUUACAGUUGAAAAAAUUAUUAAGCAUGUUAAUAUAUUUUGCCAGUGUGGUAGCCAUACUUUUUCGAGACCUGUUGAGUAAUUUAAUUUUUAGAAGUUGUACUGUAAUAAUUUAUAUUUUGGUUAGUACUUUUUGUUAAGAGUACAAUGCAUUCAGGUUUGAAUCUUCCCUUGGGGCCAAUAUAGCUGCCCCAGCCAGCCCUUAGACAAUGUACUUGAUGUUGGUGGUAAAGGGAAUAAAUACAGAUGAGUGCUUGUGGUUAGGUCAGUUUACAUUCUGUUACUAUGACUACUUGAAAAACUCAAAAGUUCAUCCUGCUGAUGGUACCUAAGUAGUACUGUCAUGAAAAGGAUGUCACUUUAAUACCUAGUCAGUUUCUGUUUUAGUGUAGUUAGCCUUGAUUUGUCUCUGAAAAGUGUGGUUUCUCUAAAUUAUGCCUAGCAAAAGAAAAAAGCACUCUAGUAAAUUUUCUAUUUAUGUUCAAAAUCAGCCCUUCUUGCUAAACUAAGUAUGUCUUGGUAGUGAAAUCUGUGUGUGAAUUUUACUUAUCUAGAGUUAGUUGUAGGUUCAAGUUUGAUAAGAGUAUUGGUAUCAGUGUAGCUCAAAUUCUGGCCAAGUUGAAAGUAAUGGAUGGAGAAGGGGAAAAAUCAAAGAUAGGGAAAUGUUGACCACCUUUACCUUUACUUUUGAAGUUACCAAAAUACACUUCAUUUGUGAGGAUAAUUAUUGAUUCCCUUUUGUCAGCUAUCCUUUGUUGGUAAACCUUUUCUUGCUCAAUCAUUGUCCAAUUUGAUGUGUUGUAAGUUAGAUAGAAGCAGCUGUGAUAUACUGGAAAGAGUCCUUUAUUUGAUAGAAGAAGCCCUGGAUUUGAAUUCUGGCUCCGUAUUCACCUCUGAACUUCAGUUCCUUUUCCUUUAUAUUCUACUUCGUGAUUGAUUUUACAAAGAACUUUACAUUCAUGAUCUGAUUUGAUCUCCAUGACAACUCUGAGUUGCAGGGUAGUAGAGAGGUUGACUUGCCCAGAGCCACAUGGAAAUUGCCAAGUCAGAAUUUGAACCCGGAUCUCCAGAUUCCAGAUCCAGUAUCCUUUCCAAUGUAUUUUUACUGUCUUAAGAUGAAAAUUCCUGGAGCCUAAUCUUCAAGACUAGCCCAAGAUGGGGCAUUGACAGAUGUCGGUACAAAUUAGAUGAAAAAUCAGUUGACUUACAAGUCAUGUGAUCAUGCUAAUACUUCCUACUUCAUAGGAUCGUUUUGAGGAAAGUGCUUUUUAAACCUGAAAAAUGCUAUAGAUUAGGGAAUUGCUCCAACGACUCCAGGGUAGUUUUUGACCUAUAAUACCCUUUCUGUGUCAUGAAUGCAACUUUUCUAUUGAUCCUUCUUUAGUGUAGAUUUUAUAAUCUCCACCCUAAUUACCCAAUUUCCUUAUUGACCCAAUCAUUUUUUAAACCCUUAACCAUUCCCUGCUAUUUCUUAAUUAUAGGACAGUCUUGUAUUUUUGUUACUGUGUACUGGACUGAUUGAAGUACCCUUUCUAUUCAUGUAUGUUUUUGAAGGCCUUCUUGAGCAUAUUCUUCAGUUCUAGUCAUGUCCAGGACCCAAGUCAAAUUGCUAUAUAAAAAUGCUUUUAAUUAUUAAUAUGUACUUGUAGUAUGUGGUUGUUUACAGAUUUCUUAACGUUUAUUCAUUAUAAUUAGCACUGAAUUAGAACAUGAAGUAUUCUUUUGUCUUUGGCUGGUUAGGACAUCAUGCUGGUGAUGAAGCCAACCCUGUGGAUUUUCUUGCUGAAUAAGUAUAUCAUUGACAGAGGAAUGCUGUUCCCCAAAUUUCUUGCCCAUUCAACACCAUGUGCCUACCCUCAAGCUGCUUGUAGUUAGUACUUCUAACCAUAUCCACAUCUAGUUAUUUGUACAAGUUGUUAUAAAAGGGAGUGUAAUUAAUGGAUUAUCACAUGUUUAUCCCCCCCCCAUUGGAAAAACAACUCAAUUCUCUAUUCAUGGUAGAUCAUUAUGUUCAAGGUAGAAGUUAUCAAAUGAAUUUUAUUUUUCCAUCAACAUUACCUCAAACUUAUACGAUCAUAUUUACUCUCAUCUCUGUUUCUGAAUAUGUGGUACUAAUGGUUUCUGCAAUAUAAGAUUGGCAACAUUUCUAUUUGUUUCUGAAAUAAAGUAUUUUGAAAUUUUUUUUAAAUCAACCUUAGUUGUUGACUCAUCCUCCUA
Trichosurus vulpecula (common brushtail) is the source of this 3935-nucleotide messenger RNA. It is a transcript of the gene MED10, whose product is annotated as mediator complex subunit 10. The record is from RefSeq and is a predicted model, not a curated record. NCBI's taxonomy places the organism in Eukaryota, Metazoa, Chordata, Mammalia, Diprotodontia, Phalangeridae. Gene Ontology annotation, cellular component: mediator complex; chromatin. The transcript has 4 exons. Gene Ontology annotation, biological process: positive regulation of transcription by RNA polymerase II. The coding region runs from base 113 to 520 and encodes 135 amino acids. Gene Ontology annotation, molecular function: transcription coregulator activity.